Messenger RNA from Clupea harengus (Atlantic herring), 676 nucleotides. RefSeq names its product P2X purinoceptor 5-like. NCBI's taxonomy places the organism in Eukaryota, Metazoa, Chordata, Actinopteri, Clupeiformes, Clupeidae. Gene Ontology annotation, cellular component: plasma membrane. The annotation marks the transcript as partial. Gene Ontology annotation, biological process: response to ATP; calcium ion transmembrane transport. The transcript is spliced from 5 exons. Gene Ontology annotation, molecular function: purinergic nucleotide receptor activity; extracellularly ATP-gated monoatomic cation channel activity. The record is from RefSeq and is a predicted model, not a curated record.
GGUGCAGCGAUUGGGAUCCUGAUCAACUGGAACUGCAAUCUGGACACUGGUUCGUCCCAGUGCCAUCCCAAAUACAGCUUCACCCGUCUGGACACCUCCAUCAGCUCUGUCACUUCAGGCUACAAUUUCAGAUAUGCCCGCUAUUACAAGAAUGCUGCUGAACAGUCCUACAGGACUUUAUAUAAGGUGUAUGGAAUUCGUUUCGACAUCAUGGUUCAUGGAAAGGCAGGGAAGUUCAGUAUCAUCCCCACCUUAAUUAACAUUGGAUCAGGACUUGCUCUACUGGGUGCUGGGAGUUUCCUCUGUGACUUGGUUUUGCUUUACAUCAUGAAAAACAGAGCAUACUACAAAGAAAGAAAGUUUGAGUCUAUAAAGCCUGACCCCUCCAGGAAUGAUACCUGUACACGAGAUGAAGCUCAGGAGGAAGAUUCACGUGAGCUGCAACAACUCACUAGUCUGAAGCUACAGGCAAACUCCUCAAAGGACGCGGAGGCUUCAGCCUGAUUAACAGGCGUCAAUGCAACAUGGCUGCUUGACGCUUUUCAAGGAUUUUGUAUUUCAGCUGCAAUGUGAUACUGUGGUGGAAAACAUGGGAAUGAAAACUCAAUAAUCUGUAUAUGAAGAAAAUCAACAAUUAGGGAAGGGACAAGGAAGAUUUAGUGGAGUAAAAUCAGUA